Messenger RNA from Cooperia oncophora, 2364 nucleotides. NCBI's taxonomy places the organism in Eukaryota, Metazoa, Nematoda, Chromadorea, Rhabditida, Trichostrongylidae. The record is from the annotation of a GenBank genome assembly.
AUGAGUGUGACGGACAUGUUCUCUGAUGAAACAGUGGAACUGAUCCGUGUGUCAACCGUACAAGAUGUGGAACAUUUACCAUCAGCACAUUCAUCAUCACGACCUUCACUAUUCAAAGUGGUUAUGUGGACGAUUCGAGUAAAAUCGAAAUAUUUGAGGGUUGCAUCGAUAUUCGGAAAUUAUUGCAGGUAUACGGUAACGACAACGAGUGAAACGGGCAAUCGUCUUGCAUCUGCAUUAAGCACAAAAAGCGCCAGUCAAGAACAACCAGCAGUCCGGAUCAAGGCUCGUUGGCAAAGUAUUAGCAUAUUACCAUUACGUGCUUAUGAUGACUUUCUACACUACCUCUCGUGUAAUUACUUAUCGUUAUGUAAUCACCUGGAACCAGUGCUUUCAGUUAGAGCGAAGGAGGACUUGGCUACGGCGCUUGUCCGCGUACUGCACAAACAGAAACUCGCCAACGAUUUCCUUUGUGAACUAGUCAUGUCGGAAGUCGAUUCCCUUGAUAACGACCAUUUAAUGUUUCGAGGAAACUCGUUGGCAACGAAGGCUAUGGAAGCAUAUAUGAAACUGAUUGCCGACGAGUAUUUACAAUCCGUUCUGGGCGACUUCGUUCACAAUGUCUUGUCAUCGAAUGAAUCUUGUGAGGUUGAUCCCUUGAAGCUAAACGGUGUAUCCGCUUCGACGCUGGACAAGAAUCGAGCUCUUCUUACUAGACUUGUAGAAUUAGCCUGGGAGAAGAUUAUUAACAGCACGUCUGCUUUUCCAAUGGAGUUACGCAUGGUAUUCAGCGCUUUACGUGACCGAUUAGAAUCCCAAGGACGAAGUUCGCUGGCUGACACUCUAAUUUCCUCAUCAAUAUUCCUCCGAUACCUUUGCCCAGCGAUUCUCAGCCCAAGCCUGUUCAACCUGGUAACGGAAUAUCCUAGUGGAGUGACAGCCAGAAAUCUAACGCUCAUCGCAAAGACUCUUCAAAAUUUGGCAAAUUUUACGAAAUUUGGUGGAAAAGAGCAUUAUAUGGAGUUUAUGAAUGGUUUUGUCGAACGAGAAUGGCAGCGGAUGAAGGAUUUCCUACGACGAAUAUCAACAGGGCAAUCGUUGCGACCACCAACUGAAGUAAUUAUUGAUAUGGGCAAAGAUUUGAGCCUUCUGAACACCUACCUGGAAGAAGCAUGGACACCAGAAGUGCAUGAGCGAGCACGAAGUGCUGAUAAACGACUAGCCGAACUUCGUGAAAUCCUUUUGGGUUUACAUGAACACAAUCGUCGAUCACAUAUGUCAACUUCUGGAAUACUACAAUCACCUGUAUGUCAACAAAAUAGUAGUGACUAUGAGAAUAGUCCAAACCAAAUUCUCAGGCCACGUAAUGAGAACGUGCCGGCGUACCGUUCCACUCCACCAACAGGUCAGGCAACUGUGAUUACUCGUAAUCGACCUGCACAUCAUCUGUUCACCAACGACGAUUAUGUGCUCAGCACGGCAUUUCAGAACUCUUCUCGUCAGCUGACAAGACUGAGCGGUGAAACUGGCACUUCAAGUAGUCAUGUCAGUGAAAAGACGUCGAGCAGUGGUGAUGCCAGGGAUACGGACAGCGAGACUGAAGUCGUGGGGUUACUUUCUGAACGAGCACGUACACGAAAGACACGCCGUCGUUGUGACGAUUCACCACCGGGUAGCCAACCAGCCUCUAGUGGAUAUCAUAGUAAUAACCAGAGCAGUAACUCCUCAUCAUCAUCACCGAUUGAUCGAACAACGGCCCUGUCCAUCUCCAAUCCGGCGUUCAAUGCCACUUCGUCCAUGUACAACAGCACCUCAGGCUUCCCCGAUAUUCAUCCCGGUCCGUCAGGAAUGGGAGGCUAUCGAAGGUUGAGUCCUCCCCCGUAUCAUCCUGAUAUGCAUAAUGGCGUUUCACAUCAGCCGGUGUACGCCAUUCCACCUGAUUGUGAUUCGCAACGCAGUAGCCUCAGCGGUAAAACUAGCCUACCUAGAACGAACCCGAGAGCCACGCGAAAUUCAAUCAUGUUAAGGCCGACAGUGAUCGAUGUGGUUCCGGAUGAUUGGGAUCGAUCUCCUAAUGUACGUGAGAAUUGGAACGGUUCAUCGUACGAACAGCAAAAACACUUGGAAAUCAUUGAGCACCAAAAACGUGAAAUAGAACGAUUGAUUCGAGAAAAUGAGAUCUUGAAGCGGCACGUGGCAGCUACAUGUCCUUCUCUCGAUCAGAACAAGAGUGAGCAUAAUCCCAGCGACGAUUCCGGUGAAAGCUUCGAUUCGAUUGGAUCCACCGAGUUACAUCGCGCUAACGCGGCACCGUUGCUUGCCGCAGCGAUGGCCCCACCGAUGGUUACGGUUGUCCCUCGAUAG